AUGGAUAUCGGCAAUAUGGAGACGAUGGUGGCCAACUCGGCCUACGUGUCGGCACGCGGAAGCGUGGACGGCAACGCCGCGGCCACCAUGCGCGACAAGAAGUACCGCGCCAAGCUGGCGCUGCCUCACAUCCGCAACUGCGAGGCCAUGAAGGCGACAGUGGACUCGGCCUUCGACAGCAUGUGCGUCAAGCAGCCCAUCGGCAAGCGGCUCUUCCAGCAGUACAUGGACAGCGAGGCGGCCCACAAGAACGCCAAUGGCCUCUGGAAGGACAUCGAGGACUACACCGUGGCCCAGGAGAAGGACCGGCUCCAGAAGGCCCAGAAGAUCGUCAACAAGUACUACGAGUCCUCCGCCAAGACCUUCUGCAACUUCCUGGAUGAGAAGUGUGUGACGCGCGUCAAGGAGGACCACAAGAACACUCGCGGCGACCUCUUCAAGGAGACAGAGGAGCAGCUGUUGAAGCAUCUGGAGGCGAAGGCGCUCACCGGCUUCAAGGCCAGCAUGUACUUCCUGCGCUAUGUGCAGUUCAAGUGGCUGGAGGGCCAGUCCGUCGGGGAGGACUGGUUCAACGACUUCCGUGUACUGGGCAAAGGAGGCUUCGGGGAGGUGUGCGCCUGCCAGAUGAAGGCCACAGGGAAGAUGUACGCCAACAAGAAGCUCAACAAGAAGCGGCUGAAGAAGCGCAAAGGUUACGAGGGAGCCAUUGUUGAGAAGCGUAUCCUGGCAAAGGUGCACAGUCGCUUCAUCGUGACGCUGGCGUACGCCUUUCAGACCAAGCAAGAGCUGUGUCUGGUCAUGACCAUCAUGAAUGGAGGAGAUCUCAGGUUUCACAUGUAUAACGUUGAUGAGAAGAACCCAGGCUUCAAUGAGAAAAGAGCAUGUUUCUACACAGCGCAGAUCAUCUGUGGUCUGGAGCACCUUCACCAACACAGGAUCGUAUACAGAGAUCUGAAGCCAGAGAAUGUUUUGCUGGAUGACGCAGGGCAUGUGCGUCUCUCAGAUCUGGGUCUGGCUGUUGAACUGCCGCCUGGAAAAGACAUGACCUCAGGAUACGCAGGCACUCCAGGCUUUAUGGCCCCUGAGCUGCUGGAGAAGAAAGAGUACGACUACACAGUAGACUACUUCACCCUCGGGGUUACCCUCUAUGAGAUGGUCGCUGCCAAAGGCCCUUUCCGCGUUCGAGGAGAGCAGGUGGAGAACACGGAGGUCACGCGACGCAUCCUGAAGGACCCGGUCUCCUACCCAGAGACGUUCAGCAAGGAGCUGAAGGACAUCUGCGAAGGCCUUAUGGAGAAGGACCCACUCAAACGUCUCGGCUUCAAGAGCAAAGACUGCUCUGAGCUCAAAGCUCAAUCCUACUUCAAGGAUCUGAACUGGGGAAGACUGGAAGCAGGCAUGUUGCCUCCCCCAUUCGUGCCCGACCCCAAGGCAGUCUACGCCAAGGACAUCGGCGAUGUGGGCGCCUUCAGCACCGUCAAGGGCGUGCUGCUAGACAACAAAGACUCUGACUUCUACAACGACUUUUCCUCGGGCAACGUCCCCAUCCCCUGGCAGGAGGAGAUGAUCGAGACGGGUGUGUUUGGGGAGCUCAACGUCUGGGCCGAGCCUGGCAAGCUGCCCAAGGACCUGGACCCCAACUAUGUGGAGUCCAAGAGCGGAGGCUGCAUUGUGCUGUGA
Messenger RNA from Engraulis encrasicolus (European anchovy), 1680 nucleotides. It is a transcript of the gene grk1b, whose product is annotated as G protein-coupled receptor kinase 1 b. Gene Ontology annotation, molecular function: G protein-coupled receptor kinase activity; ATP binding. NCBI's taxonomy places the organism in Eukaryota, Metazoa, Chordata, Actinopteri, Clupeiformes, Engraulidae. Bases 1 to 1680 code for a protein of 559 amino acids. The record is from RefSeq and is a predicted model, not a curated record. The transcript is spliced from 7 exons. Gene Ontology annotation, cellular component: cytoplasm. Gene Ontology annotation, biological process: protein phosphorylation; regulation of signal transduction; signal transduction.